Molecule: messenger RNA, 933 nt
Organism: Cladophialophora carrionii CBS 160.54
Lineage: Eukaryota; Fungi; Ascomycota; Eurotiomycetes; Chaetothyriales; Herpotrichiellaceae
Exons: 2
Coding region: 1-933 (310 amino acids)
Biological process (GO): rRNA processing; ribosomal large subunit assembly
Cellular component (GO): nucleus
Molecular function (GO): nucleic acid binding; 3'-5' exonuclease activity
Source: RefSeq, a predicted model, not a curated record
AUGGACCUCAAUACUCUCUCAGCCAACUGGAAGAAACUACAGGCAACGCUCAAGACCUCUACCACCGGAAUCUCGCCCCGAACGACCUCAUCCCAGCAUGGCAUAAAGCGCAAGCGGGAUCACUCUCAGCGUACUACGCGCGAGUCUCUCGCGGAGGCCCCGAAAACUAGGAAACGUCUGCGCGUUGGCAGGAGCAUGGCUCAGAAUGGCAACAACUCUGUGGGAAGGAUGUCGGUCAAAGAAGCUGAGAACAACGACAAUGUCCCGCGCCCCAGACCUGCUACUCUUGCUGCCUCCGACAAGGUCAAUGCUGGACUGUCACCCGAGGUAGAAAUCGGCCGAUACGUCGCCCUCGAUUGCGAGAUGGUUGGAGUUGGGCCCAAUCCCGACAAAGAGUCCGCGCUCGCCCGUGUGAGCAUUGUCAACUAUAACGGAGAUCAAGUCUACGACUCCUAUGUCCUUCCACUCGAACCGGUGACCGACUACAGGACACAUGUCAGCGGGAUAUCAGCGAAACAUAUAAAGGUUGCCAGGCCGUUGAAAGAGGUGCAAGCGGACGUGGUGAAGAUUCUCCAGGACAGAGUUCUCAUCGGUCACUCCAUAAAACACGAUUUAGCGGCAUUGAUGUUGAGCCAUCCGCAGCGAGAUGUUCGGGACACUUCUCGCCACCCGCCCUACAGGAAGGUUGCUGGAGGCAGUUAUCCGAAGCUGAAGAUCCUUGCAUCAGAGUUGCUGGGCACAGACAUCCAAGAGGGUGAGCAUUCAAGUGUCGAAGAUGCUCGGGCCUGCAUGAUGCUCUUCCGGAAAGACAAGGCUGUGUUUGAAAGAGAACAUUCCAAGAGAUGGCCCACGCAGGCUCCCAUUCAGACACAGCAGGAGGUGGAUGCACCGACAAAGCCUCGCAAACACAAGAAAAAGAAAAAGAAGCACUAG